AUGGUUCUCCACAACCCCAACAACUGGCACUGGGUCAAUAAGGAUGCCUCCGCCUGGGCUAAGAACUACCUGAAAGAAAAACUCUGCGCCCUCUCCGCAGAGGAGAAUGGCGUGACUGCCAAGAUCUCCAGCCUACUGACGAUGGAUGGCGACGUAGAUGUCAGCCAGAGAAAGGGCAAGGUCAUCACCUUGUUCGACGUCAAGCUCCAGCUAGAGUACGAAGGUAAGAACAAGGAUGAGGAGUCGGUCUCGGGUACCAUUACCAUCCCCGAGGUGGCCCACGACACCGAGGAGGACGAGUUUGUUUUUGAGAUUGAAAACUACUCCGAUUCCGCUUCGAAGCAGCCCGUGAAGGACCUGGUUCGGUCGAAACUCGUGCCCCAACUGCGACAGGAGCUGUCUAAGCUUGGUCCCGCUUUGAUUGCGGAACACGGCAAAGACCUCCAGCAUGCCCCUGGUGUCAACCCGUCGAGCGGGUUCGCGACUCCCACCUACCAUCCUCAGACCAAGAAAGAGUCUGCUGCUCCCAAGCCCACCACGACGACGACGAGCGGCAAGGUAGCGGUCAACACCACCACUGUUACCGCCUCCGAUGAGUUCCGCACGACCGCUGAGGAACUGUACAACACCUUCACUGAUCCCCAGCGGAUUGCCGCUUUCACUCGCGCCGCGCCUCGCCAGUUCGAGGGCGCCCAGGUCGGAGGCAAGUUCGCCAUCUUCGAUGGCAAUGUGACCGGCGAAUUCACCAAGCUCGAUAAGCCUAAGCAGAUCGUCCAGAAGUGGCGCCUGGCCCAGUGGCCUGAGGGACACUUCAGUUCUCUGGAGAUCAACUUCGACCAGAACGAUGUCGAUGGAGUUACCCAGAUGCGGGUGACCUGGACUGGUGUUCCCGUUGGCCAGGAGGACGUCACCAAACAGAACUGGGACGUGUACUACAUUCGCAGCAUCAAGCAGACAUUCGGGUAUGUUCUUCCUGUCCAUCCUACCUAUCACCGCACCUGGUAG
Aspergillus terreus NIH2624 is the source of this 1005-nucleotide messenger RNA. Its product is annotated as AHA1 family protein. Lineage: Eukaryota; Fungi; Ascomycota; Eurotiomycetes; Eurotiales; Aspergillaceae. The record is from RefSeq and is a predicted model, not a curated record. Gene Ontology annotation, molecular function: ATPase activator activity; protein-folding chaperone binding. Gene Ontology annotation, biological process: positive regulation of ATP-dependent activity; protein folding. The coding region runs from base 1 to 1005 and encodes 334 amino acids. Gene Ontology annotation, cellular component: cytosol. The transcript has 3 exons.